AUGAUUUCCCUGAUUGCAGUGAUUCUCUGGUCCAUCUUCCCUCUUCUAGCCUCCUCGGAUGACAACUUGGAGCUGCUGAGCAGUAGCCUUCGACAGCUGCAGCGGUCUGGCUGCCACGAGCUGGGCCUCUCCUGCCCCCAGGGAACCUCGAUCGCCCUCGUCUCGGCCAAGUACAGCAAGGAUGUCUUCUGUCCAGGGGUAGAGUACAACAGGAACUGUCUUCUACAUAAGUCUCUACAAUACUCACUGUUACAGACUGCUGUGGAGAGAUGUCAAAAGAAGAGGCACUGCAAAAUGAUGUCUUCCUCCAACAACUACGGAAUAGAUCCCUGUCCAGGGGUGCCUAAGCACCUCCAGAUCACGUACAGCUGCAGGCCUUAUGAGUUCCGAAGCAAGACAGCCUGCGAGAACGAGAUGGUGCAGUUGCAAUGCGGCCCCAAUUCUAGGCUGGCUAUCUACUCGGCCUCCUACGGCAGGACUCAGUACGAGAGCUUACAGUGUCCUCAGCCUCAAGGCGUACCUGAAGAGACCUGUCUGGCAAGUUACGCUACUGAGACGGUUAUUAAUAUGUGCCAUGGGAGGAGAAGAUGUACCCUGUCCGUAGACUCAAGCACGUUUGGCAAUCCUUGCAAGAAGGAGUCCAGGAUGUACCUUAAGGUCGUCUUCACUUGUGUGCCCAGGAAAGUCUUACUCCCCAAGUACGAGCAAGGACAGGAAGAAGACGAGGCCCAGGAACCUGCGGACGAAUGGGUGGACUACGAUGAAGAGGAGUUGGCAGCACCCAAUACCAUUGGACAACACAACAUUAGCAGUGCAGCAAAUGAGUCUGUCACGCUACAUCACAACAGAGGAGGAUACAUUCCUACUUCCGAACCAGAUGAAGAGGACAUUUCCGCAGGUAAAGUGCGCAGGGAGGACAGACAUCUGAGGCUUGAGAGCGAUGAAACCAUCAAUUGCACGCUGACCGUUGUAACAGAAGAAGUGGGCAUGAGAGUUAUCGGCUUCAUAUCUGAGUGGAUGUUGGUCUUCAACUUCUUGACAAAUAACAAGGAACGAUUGAGCCUCUACCUGGCAGUGUCCAUCGGUGGCGGCUUGGUCUGCAUCCUUAGCCUCCUUGCCAUCAGGCUGGCCUGGAGCAGUCGGAAGAGAUCCCGUUCCCAGCAGCCCGUUCCUCCUUACGUCGGAGAGCUAUACGACGGAGAGACCGAUCUGGGUAUAGCAACUGCACUACCUAUCGAUCCAGGAGAUGUGGUCCGGUACUCCGCGAUGGACAUGCCACGCAGCCUGGCAGCAGCCAACACGCAGUACUACUACGGCUGA
Messenger RNA from Nezara viridula (southern green stink bug), 1320 nucleotides. Lineage: Eukaryota; Metazoa; Arthropoda; Insecta; Hemiptera; Pentatomidae. The record is from the annotation of a GenBank genome assembly.